This is a messenger RNA of Vespa crabro (European hornet), 3967 nucleotides long. RefSeq names its product cyclin-A2 (gene CycA). Bases 202 to 1587 code for a protein of 461 amino acids. The transcript is spliced from 6 exons. Gene Ontology annotation, biological process: mitotic cell cycle phase transition; regulation of cyclin-dependent protein serine/threonine kinase activity. Gene Ontology annotation, molecular function: cyclin-dependent protein serine/threonine kinase regulator activity. Lineage: Eukaryota; Metazoa; Arthropoda; Insecta; Hymenoptera; Vespidae. The record is from RefSeq and is a predicted model, not a curated record. Gene Ontology annotation, cellular component: cyclin A2-CDK2 complex; cytoplasm; nucleus.
GUUUGUUUGAAAAUCAAACGGCAACUGAAGUUUGUUGGUUUGCUUGGAAAUCCGUUUGCUGCAAUGCAUGUACGAUUGUAAAUAAUAUUCGGAUAUUAAGUAUAAGCGGGCACACGUCGUGUCUGAAGCCAGAAGAUUAUCAAGAACGACAAAAGUAAAUUAGAUUUAUUUUAUUUUUGUCGGAAAAUUGUCUAAUAAAUAAUGGCUACGAUUCGAGUGCACGAGGAUCAAGAAAACCGCAUUGCCGAUAUCUUUCGUGGUAAAGAAAAUAUCGUUGUGCCCGCUCAAAAUCAAGUCCUGCAACAAACAAAACGCGCGGUUUUGGGUGUUUUGCAUAAUAACUGCCAUCGAAUUGUUAAAACAGAUAUCUGCAAAGAUGAAAAGCAUCCAAAAGCAAAAUCUAUUGUGACAGUGCCAUUUGAACCAUUCAAAAUUUAUGAAGACAAAAAGGAUGAACCUGCCUUUAAAGUUUAUGAAGAUAAAUUGGAAGAAGAAACUUCUGUUGUACUUAGGGAUUCGAAAGAGGAGAGAGAAAUAGUAACAAAACAAGAAGUGACUGUUCAAUCGGAACAAAAAAAGCCGAGGUUAGACAUAAAUUCGUUAUCUAUCAACGAUCUGCCAAUAUUUUGCAACAAUCUUCAAGAAAUAAUAAAAAGCAAGCAAGAUGAUGCUUUGCCGCAAGGUAGCCCAAUGUCAUUGGAUAAAUCUCUUUUGUUCCCGAAUUCUUCGAAUAAAGAUAAUAGAACAAAUAAGGAAUCAUCCAGAGAACUUAGAAUUAAUUUCUUUGACGUAGAAGAAUAUAGGGCAGAUAUAUAUAGUUAUUUACGUGUUGCAGAGAGACAACAUAGACCAAAACCUGGUUACAUGAAAAAGCAGCCAGAUAUAACAUAUUUAAUGAGGUUGAUAUUAGUAGACUGGCUUGUUGAAGUAGCAGAAGAAUAUCGAUUACAAACAGAAACAUUGUAUUUGGCUGUUUCUUAUAUAGAUAGAUUCUUAUCAUAUAUGAGUGUCGUACGGGCAAAGUUGCAGCUCGUUGGUACUGCUGCUAUGUUUAUAGCUGCAAAAUACGAAGAAAUUUAUCCACCAGAUGUUGGUGAGUUUGUAUAUAUUACGGAUGAUACAUAUACCAAGAAACAGGUAUUGCGAAUGGAACAUUUGAUUUUAAGGGUAUUGUCUUUUGAUCUUACUGUACCGACACCUUUGGCAUUUCUUAAAGAUUAUUGCAUUAGUAAUAAUCUGUCAGAAAAGAUCAAAUUUUUAGCAAUGUACUUGUGUGAAUUAUCUUUACUCGAAGCUGAUCCAUAUCUGCAAUAUUUACCAAGUCAUUUAGCUGCAUCUGCAGUCGCACUUGCACGGCAUACAUUGCAAGAAGAAACAUGGCCACAUGAAUUGGAAUUAUCAACAGGUUAUAGCUUACAUGAGCUUAAAGAUUGUGUUUCUCACCUGAAUAAAACAUUUCAUAAUGCAUCCAAUAUUCAGCAACAAGCAAUACAAGAAAAAUAUAAAAGCAGCAAAUAUGGACAUGUAGCUCUUUUACUGCCACGUAGUUCUGAAGCUUUGGUGUAUGAAGAUGAAGAAAGUGCAUAGAGAAAUCUGUUAAAACAGUUUCACUGAAUAAUACUAUAAACUUAUACAUAAUUAACGAACCUCCCGUAAUAAAGUCCACGUUCUGAAAAAGUUACAAGGAGGGAAUAGGGCAAGACUGAUUAACUAUUCCACAAAUGGAAAUAUCGAUUGCUAGCAUUAUUUAAUAUGUUCGAUUCGCGUACUCUUUCUCUCUUUUUCUUUCUCUCUGUUCUCUCCUCUCUCUUUUCUCUCUCUCUCUUUCUCUUUUUCUCUUUCUCUUUCUCCCUCUCUCUCUCUCUCUCUCUCUCUCUCUCUCUCUCUCUCUCUCUUUCUCUCUCUCUCUCUCUCUGCCUAAGCGAACAUAUUAACUUUACAUAUUCCAUAUUACGCCACUAUGAAUAAUUGUUAACAAUUGUGGCCAAACUUUAAUGACUGUUUUCCGAGCUUCAUCAUUAUAUUAACGAGGAAGCUCCGCAUUACGUUAUCUAGAAAUGGUAUUUUUAUAAGUGUUUUUUUUAGAUAAUUCUUAACCAAACGCACUUGCUAUUCAAAAUACGCAUGUCCAAAAUUUUAUUGCCAGUGAACUGUAAUAAGAAUAAGAAUUGUAAGAGUAAUAACUGUAUUUAUUAAAUGAACAUUAUAUUAUUUGAUACAUAUUGUUGCAGUUGCAACAUGUCAUUUAAAUAUCUGUAAAAUUUAUUGCAACGCUAACAAAUUUUCUAUACUGUACAGUUAUUUAUUUACAAUGCUAUAAGUACUUUAACUCAGAAUUUAUAUAAUUUGCAUGAUUAAAUUUUGACAAAAGGACGACUUCCGCAUUUAGCUAUGGAUUUUUUCGUUCAGGUACUUUGUAGGUCAUGUCUGUACAAAGAAAAUCUUUUAAUUGCAUGAUGUAAUAUAUUACAUAUUACACACUUCAAAUAUUAAUUAAAUUAUAACAGGAUGAUGACAGAAUACUUUAUGAAAGUAUGACAUCAAAAUGUUUAUUGAAAUUAAUGAUAUUUUGGACCAAAAAUAUGGUAAUUUUACAAUGUUAUAUUAUAUACAACAUGAUCUAUGUAAACGUGUACUCGACAUCUAAAACUGCCCAAGUAUUCCCUUCAAUGUGUAUGUACAAACGGAAAUCUGUGCUGUUAUAAAUUUGCAAGUAAAAACGUCAAAUGAUUUUAUAUUAUCAUAAUAAUACAUUAAAUUUUCUGUAUGUAAAAAUGAAUCUCUUUCUACUCUAUGCUAUUUUAAAUAUCAUUAAUAUUUGCACAAGUAAGAAACAGAAUGAUUUAUGCAGUAAUGUUAUUGUACUUAAAAAAAAAAAAAAAAAAGAAAAAAAAGAAAAAAAAAUGACAAUGUUUUCACGAUAUAUAUACAUAUGAACAUCGAAGUAAAAUAUUUUUAUUAUGUAAUUAAAAUGCAAAAAUCAUGCUUAUAUUUGGUCCAAUAUGCAUAACUGCAUAUUCACAUAACAUUACGCAAGAUGUCUACGUAGGUUAUUUUCUGUAUUUUAUAUAUGAGACGCACAUUUACUUAUGCAACUGUUUGAAUUAAUUUUAACAGAAUAUGAGUUAUAUAAUUCAUAUUCUAUAUUACUUCAUUUGCUAUUCAUUUAAUCAGUAGAAGAUAUUUAAAAAUUGUAUGAUAUUAACAAAAUUCAAUAAGAAGUGAAAAUUUUAUUUUUAAAUAAUUAAUGUAAAGAAACAAGCGAAAAAUUAGUGUGUAGAAUUUUUCUUUUUUUUUUUUUUUAUUUUUUUUUCUUUUUUUUUCUUUUUUUUUUCUUGUAAAUUAUUUGAAAUAAGAAAUUUUAAAAGCACUCUGUACUAUUUCACAUUGACGACGAAUAUAUCUAAUAAUUUAGAGAUCUAAUUAUUAUUUUUGACUCUCUCUUUCUUUCUCUAUCUCUUCACCUGUUUUUUUGUUUCAAAUAAUAGAUAUGUAUUUAUGUGAAAUGAACAGUAACGCGAUUAAAUGGAAGAAAUGUCCUUUUAAUUAAUUAACAUGUGUACAAUGGAUAUAAAUAUAUAUAUAUAUAUAUAUAUAUAUAUAUAUAUAUAUAUAUAUAUAUAUAUAUCAGCUUGAAUGUAAGACUCAAUAUAAUAAAUGACAAAUAUUAAAAUAGAAUUUAUUUGCGAAAGGAGAAAUAGUUAUUGUUGAUUUAAAUAGAACAUUUCUAUAAGAGAGCUAAAUAGAUUUGGAACACAGUUAGGAAGUAUAUCAGAUUCGUUACUUCUAAUUUAAUCAAUUCUCAUUCAAAUAUAAAAGAAACAAUACAACGUCACCAAUUAUCAAUUGAUAUUAGUGACUAGUUAUUGCGUCCAUCGACACUAUGUAAUGCAAUUGUUUUUUUUAUCAAUUUAUAAACAUCUAAACAAAAUAAAUCAUUUUAAUACUUGUCGGAGAAUAAUUUUAA